Molecule: messenger RNA, 3819 nt
Organism: Candoia aspera
Lineage: Eukaryota; Metazoa; Chordata; Lepidosauria; Squamata; Candoiidae
Gene: DIS3L2
Product: DIS3 like 3'-5' exoribonuclease 2
Exons: 22
Coding region: 90-3443 (1117 amino acids)
Biological process (GO): miRNA catabolic process
Cellular component (GO): P-body
Molecular function (GO): 3'-5'-RNA exonuclease activity; RNA binding
Source: RefSeq, a predicted model, not a curated record
CCGGAAGGAGAGGAAAGCCGGAAGUGGGGAAGGUGAAGCCGAUGCUGAGGCCAGUGCGGAGUUUGGGGAGCCAGUAGUAUUCUGGGAAUAUGGAACCACAAGGGUGUGUCCGAGGCGCUCCUGCCCAUGCUGGGAGAGAAGGUCCUGGCAAGCCUGCUCCCCCGUACAAGAAUGCUUAUGCCCGGCUUGUGCAGAAGCACCACAGUGGCCGCUUCCGUUCCUACCUGAACCACAUUGCUCAGAAGCUGCAGCUGGAAGAGAACCUCUUUCAGGACCUGGGAUCUGAGGUGGAGCUGUCCCUGAAAGGGGGGCUCGUGAGAGAAGCGCUGAUGAAGAACGGGAUGAAACCAGCCAGGGGCUCACCUGCUGGAACGUUGCAAUCUUCCCAGCCAGACCUGAGAAGCUUUGAGUGGCUGAGUGGGAGCAAAGAGGACAGUGUGGCCAACAGGCAGCCACACCAUCAACGAGAUCCUGGUGCUGGGAAGAGUGGGGAUGAAGAGGAGGAGGAGGAAGAGGAGGUGAUGGUAGAAGAGGAGGAUGUGCCUCCUAACCAGUAUGGAGAUCCAUCAGGCUUCUUAAGAACCAGGCCUGUAUUGGGUGGCCAGGAGGCAUUGCCCAGACUGGUGGCCUUUCAGCAGAAGACCUCUAACUCUGGAGAGAGGGACAAAGAGGAGCUCUGGAGAAACAAGUGCAGCAACCCUCUGACUCUCCUGGAGGGAACUGGUGUCUGUCCACCUGCAGGACAACUGAGCAUGGAGGAACCUUCAGCAAACACCAAUUUCUUACCGCCUCGGCAGAUGUAUGACAAGCGAGGUUUGGCGAGGCCCAGAAACAACUCUGAAUCAAUACGAGCCCCUCCAAAUGUGGACAGGAGGCGACAACUUUCCGAAUCCCAGGCUGUCCCUGUGAGCAGCUCGGAUUGCAGAAUGAACCUCCGACAUCUAGGAACUCCCAGAGGAGGCCCUCAUGCUGCUUCCUCGACUCCAGGAGAGAGAAAGAAUUGGGGUAAGACAACUCGCACACAAAAGAAAAUAUUUGAAGCCUACAUGUCAAGGGAAGACGUAUCGGAGGGUCUGAAGAGGAAAACCCUGAUCCAGGGACCCCUAAGAAUAAACCCCAAGAAAUACCAUGAUGCCUUCAUUCCUUCUCCAGAUGGCUCCCAGGACAUCUUCAUUGAUGGAGUCGUUGCUCGCAACAGAGCUCUGAAUGGCGACAUUGUGGUGGUUAAGCUGCUUCCGAAAGAACAGUGGAAGGUAAACAAGCCAGAUGCUUGCGACCAUGAAACAGAAGCUACUCCAGGUUCAGAAGAUCCUGCACAUUCACCAGGCGCUUGCAUUCUUCCCAGUCCAGGCAAGGGUGAUGCCAGCAGCCCGGAUGCCUUAACAGAGGCUCAGCUUGGUGAUGGAAGUGAACAAAUGAGUGCAAGAGAUUUUAAGCAGCUGUCCCUGGGGGCUGGUGAGAAAGGAAAAGAUGUGGAAACUUGCAGUGGCCGCUCUACAAAACUGGAAGAGUCCUCCAGUCCAGAGCAGAGUGUUCAGAAGACUGCAAAGGUGGUCUACAUAUUGGAGAAGAAGCACUCCAGGGCAGCCAUGGGCUUUAUCCGACUCUUGACAGAUCGCAACAGUGACUUGUUCAGGAAGUGUGCCAUGUUCUCGCCGGUGGACCACCGUGUACCUCGUGCAUAUGUGGCCUUGGCCGACUGCCCGCCUGAUUUUGCCACUCGCCCUGAAGACUAUUCCAACAUUCUUUUCAUCUGUCGUAUUGUGGACUGGAGGGAAGACAGCAACUUUGCCCUUGGGCAAUUGACCCAAAGUCUUGGGCGGGCUGGUGAAAUCGAGCCAGAAACAGAAGGCAUCCUGGCAGAAUACGGUGUGGAUUUCUCCGACUUCUCUCCAGACGUCCUGCAGUGUCUUCCCCAAAGCCUUCCUUGGAGUAUCCCGUCCAGUGAAUUUGCCAGGAGAAGAGAUUUAAGGAGAGAAUGCAUCUUCACCAUUGACCCAUCAACUGCCAAGGAUCUUGAUGAUGCUCUGUCUUGCAAGCCGCUCCCAGAUGGUAACUUGGAAGUUGGUGUUCAUAUUGCGGAUGUGAGUUACUUUGUCCUGGAAGGAACAGCCCUGGAUGAAGUAGCAAGCAAGAGAGCCACAAGUGUUUAUCUUGUGCAAAAGGUGAUCCCCAUGCUUCCCCCACUGCUCUGUGAGGAACUCUGCAGCCUUAAUCCCAUGACAGAUAGACUCACCUUCUCCGUCAUUUGGAAGCUGACUCCACAAGGCAAGAUCCUCGAUGAAUGGUUUGGGCGGACCGUGAUCCAGUCCUGCGCGAAGCUCAGCUACGACCAUGCUCAAAGCAUGAUUGAAAACCCAGAAAAGCUGUUUGCAGCAGAGGAGCUCCCCCCUGUCUCUCCCUGGCACUCCAUUGUUGAAGUUCACCAGGCUGUCCUCAACCUCCACCAGAUUGCCAAGCGGCUGCGCCAGCAACGCUUCACGGACGGGGCUCUUCGCUUGGACCAGCUGAAACUCUCGUUUACUUUGGACAAGGAGAGCGGGAUGCCACAAGGCUGUUACAGCUAUCAGUACCGGGACAGCAACAAGCUGGUGGAAGAAUUUAUGCUGCUGGCAAACAUGGCGGUCGCCCAUCGGAUUUACCGUUCCUUCCCCGCCAAAGCCCUGCUGCGCCGGCAUCCCCCUCCCCAGACCAAGAUGCUGCACGACCUCAUGGCGUUUUGCGGCCAGAUGGGCCUGGAGGUUGACUGCAGCAGUGCUGGCGCCUUGCACAGAAGCCUGAAUGAAACCUUUGGGGAUGACCAGUACACCGAAGCGAGGAGGGAGGUGCUGAUCAGCAUGUUCUCUCGUCCGAUGCAGAUGGCGGUCUAUUUCUGCACCGGUGUGCUGGAGGACGAGGCCCUCUUCCGUCACUACGCCCUCAACGUGCCCCUCUACACCCACUUCACGUCCCCCAUCCGCCGUUUUCCGGACAUCAUGGUGCACCGGCUGCUCUCUGCUUCGCUGGGGUUGGGCCCUGCCCCACAUUUGGAGAAGGCUGACAUCCAGAAGCAAGCAGAGCACUGCAAUGACCGGAAGAUGGCUUCGAAGCGGGUGCAGGAGCUCAGUGUCGAUCUCUUCUUCGCUGUGUUCAUCAAGGAGUGUGGCCCCCUGGAGUCGGAGGCCAUGGUGAUGGGCGUCCUCAGCGAGGCCUUUGACGUCCUUGUGCUGCGGUUUGGAGUCCAAAAGCGCGUCUAUUGCAACGCUUUGCCGUUGGUGGGGUUCCAGUUCCAAAAACUGGGCAAGAAGCCGCAGCUGUCCCUGGUGUGGGAGCCAGAGAGCCCAGAGCAGGACGCUGUGCGACAGGUCAUUACGAUUUUCACCUUGGUGGACGUCGUCCUGCGAUCUGACAACGUUCCCACGAAGUACAGCGCGGUGCUGAAGAGGCCCGGUGGUGGAGGAUGACCGGGCCCGGCGUCCAGAGACAAAUCCUGCCUGCUCGCCCAAAGCCGCUUCUGCUGGCAGCAUCCUUGACUGACUCCCUGGGAAAAGAACAAAGACUUUUUAUUUCAUUUCAUGUUAUUUUUGCAGACGGGGGUUGUUUUGUCUCUGGGUUCUUAACAAGGCUGUCCUCAGGAAGGGGGUCAAAAAGGUCAAGAUGCCACAGCCCUGCAAGCAUCAUAAUGCACGUGAAAAAGGGUGAGGUUUCACUCGCAUGGCUGCAGCUGCCAUCUUGACUUUUUUGACCGUCUCACUGCAGACAUCCUUGGUUUUUACUCAAGCUGGUUGGCAGGUCUCAGCCAUUUCCAACAAAGAGUAAUGAAUCCUUUGGAAAUGUGAA